AUGGCCCGCAGCUCUCAGGUGGCGAAGAAAGUCAUGCGGUGCAAACUUCAGCUCUCAGACUCAGCAGAGCCUGCGACGAUUGUUAAGAUCUUACAGAAACUCAAGGAUCUGGAUAUCACAUUAGACAUUCUUGCUGAAACUGGAAUUGGCAAAGCGGUUAAUUCCUUCCGCAGACAUAAGCAGGCUGGAGAAUUUGCCAAGUCGCUAGUUAAAGGCUGGAAAAAACUGGUCCCCAAGGGUUCCACAAGCCACGGAGAAGAUAUGAGUUUGUCAGAGACCGUUUCUGUCAAACACAAACUGGAUGACCGAGGCUCUCCAGAUAAUGGACGCUGGGCAAUGGAAGGUGUAAACAAUUAUUGCUUAACAUCUUACAGCAAGAAUCAAGAUUCUUCAGAUGAAGCCCCCUUCGAAACAGGGAACAGGAGAGCAGAUUCAGAGAAAGAACGAUGUGAAAAGCGGAAAAGAAAAAUGGACAAGGACGUAAAUCACAACAUAGUUCAACAAGAAAAUCAGACUGUCUUUGAGAAUGACAUUUUGAGAAAGAAAACUGAAAUCCAAGAGGACAAAAGUGACAAUGCUGCUGUAUCCAAGAGGAAGAAAAACAGUCUGAGUGACAGAAAACCAGAAGACAGAGAUGAUUUGUUUGAAGACAAAAGCUUAGAGGACACUCAUCAAAAAUCCAGAUUUGAUUCCCUUGAGAAAAGAAGUACGUCUGAGAGUGGAAGAUUAGGAUCAAAUACAAAAUCAAAGCCUUCAAGGGAAACCAAAGAAACUUUUUCAUUUGAGUGCAGUGAUGCAUCCUCAAAAAUGAUAAAACAAGCCAAAGAUGACAGAUGUUCAGGAAUAUCGAGGAGCUCAGAGGCCAAAGAGAGGAGAGAGAAAACAGCACAAAAGAAGCAGAACAAAAAGGUCAAAACAAAGCACAAUGACAAAGAGAGCACAAGAGACCAGGAGCAGCCCUCCAUGUCCUUUGAAUCAUGCUUGAACUAUGAUGUGAAUGUUUUCAAGAGGAAAGAACAAUCUGCAGUAAAGAAACAUCCAAAAAAGAUUAAGAUGGUUGUAAAAGAGCCACAAACAAAAGAUCCUGACAUGAAGCCUUUCCAGUCACCUCCUACCUCUCCUAAACAGGUGUUUCAGGACUCUAUGAUGCACCUGCUGAGCAUUCCUUUACCUGCUGCUCUGCCUGAAAUUGAAAAGCCAUCCACCGUGGAGUACUUUGACAGGAACGUAGAGAAAGAGUCAGAUUUCUGUGACGCCUCUGAGGAGUCUGCAGUCUUCACUGGCCAGCGACUGAACAGCAAGAUGCAAGUGUACUCUGGUGCCAAGACGGCUUUCCUGCCAGCUAUGAUGAGCCUGCACCAGCAGUGUAUCCGCACGCUCCAGAACAAUAUCAACUUGCUUUAUGAGACUGGUGGAGUCCCGUUUGAGCUGCUGGAGCCGGUGUUGGAGAGGUGCACACCGGAGCAGCUGCUACGCAUUGAAGAAUGCAACCCAAUCUACGUUGGUGUAACAGACCAUUUAUGGGGAAAACACUGUCAGAGGGACUUCAAAGAAGCCAGACUUCAAGAGUAUGAAUCAUGGAAAGAGAUGUACAUCAGGCUGUCAGAGGAGAGGGAGAGGAAAUUACAAAGACUGACAAAAACUAUUGUCAUGGCACAUUCUAAGAAACCGAAAGGUCGGCAGGUGAAGAUGGCAUUUAUUCACACUGUUGCCAAGCCACCGAGAGAUGUGCGAAUUCAGCAGGAAAUUCAUGGAACUGCUGUUCAGCAGCCUCAUCAGCUCAGGUGCAGUGUCAAAGUUCAGGACCACCGAUCGAGGGCGGUUUGUAAUGAACCCAGCAGGUCCAGCAGCACCAGUUCAGGGGGAAGCAAUACACAAGACCCUCGUAAAAAAACAAGAGUUGCUCCGAUGAUGGCAAAGUCCCUAAAGGCAUUUAAGAAACAGCUGGGACGCAGAUAAAGGCCUGUGUAUGAUGCUGAGCGUGGAUGUGCAGCAAAUGUUCAAUAACUUAGAACUGUAUGAGGCCUGUUUUCACCUUUAGGUUAUUCUGUGUUGUUUGUCUAACUAUAGAGGCAAUAAGGGAACUGCCAUGUUUUUUUCUGUGAAUUGUCUUCACUAUUAAAUGGACAAUGAAGUCAGCAAA
Molecule: messenger RNA, 2143 nt
Organism: Stegastes partitus (bicolor damselfish)
Lineage: Eukaryota; Metazoa; Chordata; Actinopteri; Pomacentridae
Gene: eloal
Product: elongin A, like
Exons: 11
Coding region: 1-1959 (652 amino acids)
Biological process (GO): transcription elongation by RNA polymerase II
Cellular component (GO): nucleus; elongin complex
Source: RefSeq, a predicted model, not a curated record